This is a messenger RNA of Ipomoea triloba (trilobed morning glory), 1574 nucleotides long. RefSeq names its product growth-regulating factor 8. Gene Ontology annotation, molecular function: ATP binding. Lineage: Eukaryota; Viridiplantae; Streptophyta; Magnoliopsida; Solanales; Convolvulaceae. Gene Ontology annotation, cellular component: nucleus. Gene Ontology annotation, biological process: developmental process; DNA-templated transcription; regulation of DNA-templated transcription. The record is from RefSeq and is a predicted model, not a curated record.
CGCAGAAUAAAAAAAGAAGGAAUUUUGAUGAACCUUUUCCUCGCUCUCUGAAUAAUUUGAUUCGAGUAUUUAAGGAAUCGCUGCGAGAAUGGGGAGCGGAGAAAGGAGUGGCAAAUUGGCGGGGCUCCACGAUGAUUCCUCCUCGUAUCCUUGUACUAAGAAGAUUGCUAAGCUUAAUCGUCAGUUUCAGUUCUCUCCUUCUGAAACUCAGAUUUCUUGCUUCGGUGACGGCGGAAAUGGAACUUCUGAUUCUCCUGCCGGUGGGCCCGUUUUCUUUAACUCUGCGCCUCCUCUUACCGGGGGGAGCAUGGGGUGUGAGAAAGCUGUAGUUUUUACGGCUUCCCAGAGGCAAGACUUUGAGAGGCAGAGUUUAAUAUACAAAUACUUGAUGGCUUCGGUUCCUGUUCCUCCUCAGCUUCUUAUUCCUUUACCCAAAACCCAAUCCAACAAAUCUGGGCCGGAUUUGAAGUUUCCGGCCGGGUCGGAUCCGGAGCCGUGGCGGUGUAGGAGAACAGAUGGGAAGAAAUGGAGGUGUUCUAGGGAUGUUUUGCCUGACCAGAAAUACUGCGAGCGCCACGCUCACAAGAACAGACCCCGUUCAAGAAAGCCUGUGGAAAUUCAAUCUCACAAAAACUCUCGUAAUCACAACAACAACAACAACUACCCUGCUGUCACUGUGCCCAGUUUUCAGUUCCCGGCAACUGCCUCUUGUGAUCAGAACAGGUGCAAUGAAUGGUUUGCCAGAGGUGGCAAUACUUGCAACCAACAAAAGCAGCAAUUCGUCUUGUCACCGCCACCAUCAACGUUGGGAUAUACCAUUGGCAAUGCCAUAAACAUGAAUGCAUCGUCAGUGUAUAGGCCAGAGCUUAAUAGUAACGAGCAAGGAUUCGUGAACCCGAAUCCAUUUCUUGAAGGCCAGGAAGCGAGAAGUCAUCAUCAGGUGAAUAGCGCGUUUCUUAGCCACAACAUGGCGUUUCUACAAGGAAGUUUGAAUGCGAAUGCUGGGAUAGUCCACCCGACACAGCACUUCAUUGAUGCUCAGUUUGCGGGACAGAAAGAUGGACUAGACAACACUGAUCAUAGCAGUUUAAGCAGUUUAAGCUGCAAGAGUUCAGAUAGGAAGUUGCCGUUUUGUUCUUUUAGGCUUUCAGUGCCCGGAGGGGGGAGGGGAAGCUACGAAGAUAACCAAGGGCUGAGCGUCGGAAUGUUGAACACAGAAUCUCAGAGCUCGUCCUCAAUAAUGCCCGGUGGACCUUUGGGUGAAGCAUUGUGUCUUGGCGCUGCCUCGAAUUUGGCAUCGCCUCACGGGUAUAGCAACAGCAGUGGUACCAGUAGCUGCAGCUCAUCUGAGGAUGGAAGUUGUGCUCUUAAUCUCAUAGGGUGACUUCACUUGUUCAUUGCUAUAUAUAAUCUGUGCUGGAUGUUGUUGCAGAUUUAAAUUCUUAGGCUAUGAUCUUGUGAAGCAUAAAAUUCUGCAGAUGUUAUUACCUGUUUUACUCUUCUGUCUGACUAUGUUGUUCACUGUCCCAUAAUGCUUUCAUUUGUUUAUUGCUAUCUACAUACCUUUCUCCUCA